AUGACGUCCUUCGCUCGCUUCUCCAGCGGAAGUCGUGUCGGUGCCCGGCGGGCCACCAGCUUGUACGCUGGGGGCCGAGGGGUCCGCAUCUCCAGUGCGGCCGCCCCCGUGUCUCUCUCCUCCGGCGCCGCCUUUGACUUAGCGGACGCACUGGACGCUACCGACGGCGAGAAGGAGACCAUGCAGAACUUGAACGGUCGCUUGGCAUCCUAUCUGGAGAAGGUGCGCAAGCUGGAGGAGGCCAACGGAGAUCUAGAGCUGAAGAUCCAGAACUUCUUGGAGAACUCUAGCACGCCGGAGACCCGAGACCGGAGCGCCUACGAGGAGUCAAUUAGAGACCUUCAGGAGCAGAUCCUUGAUGCCACUCGCACUAAUGCGGCCCUCCAACUGGACAUCGAUAACGCCAAAAUGGCGGCAGACGACUUCAUGGUCAAGUAUGACAACGAGUUGACAGCGCGCCAGGCAGUGGAAGCCGAUGUGGGGGGUCUGAAGCGCAUUAUGGAUGAACUGACGCUAAGUCGCUCCGACUUGGAAAUGCAGGUAGAAGGUCUGAAGGACGAAUUGAUCCAACUGAAGUUGAACCAUGAGGAGGACCUCAUGGACCUGCGUUCCCAGAUGAGCGGACAGGUCAACGUGGAGUUGGACGCCGCCCCUCAGCAGGAUCUCUCAGCCAUCUUGGCCGGAAUCCGAGAACAUUACGAGAACGUGGCCUCAAAAAAUCGUACAGAUCUGGACAUCUGGUUUCAGGCCAAGACAGCAGAGCUCAACAAGGAAGUGGCUGCGAGCACCGAGACCCUGCAGACAUCCAAGAACCAAAUGAGCGAAGUCAGAAGAAGUGUUCAAAACCUGCAGAUCCAACUGCAGGCGGAGCUCAGCCAAAAAGCGGCUCUGGAGGGAACGCUGGCUGAGACAAAAGCUCGCUACGCUGCCAUGUUGUUAGGCUACCAAAGGCAGGUGGAGAACUUAGAGGAGCAGCUGGCUCAGCUGCGGGGUGAAGUGGAGAAUCAGAAGGUCCAAUUUAGUGAGCUUUUAGACAUCAAGAACCGUCUGGAGCUGGAGAUCGCAGAGUACCGCCGCCUGAUUGAUGGAGAGAUGAUAAGGUCAGCAACAGUUUGUCAGAAGUCCGCUCUGUCCAACAAGCAGCCGUAA
Messenger RNA from Nerophis lumbriciformis (worm pipefish), 1149 nucleotides. The record is from RefSeq and is a predicted model, not a curated record. Lineage: Eukaryota; Metazoa; Chordata; Actinopteri; Syngnathiformes; Syngnathidae.